CGAUCAAUUGAGCAAUUCGAAAGAAGAACGAAUAAUUUCUUCAUUUGCUCAAGCUAAGAAACAUACAUCUCUCUGCGUCCAUUAAUAAGUUCGAAGAUAAUAUGAGUGGGAAACUAGGUGGUGCUGUAAAUGAUCCACAAAUCAAAGAGGGAAGUAGUCAAAUUAAUAAUGCAGUCUUAGAUGCAUCAGCUCCACCAGAAGACAAUCCGGGAAGUCCUCCAGAAACCAAUUCUUCACCCAGUGCUGUAGAAGAUAAUAAAAAGAAUAAUAUAGAAGCCUCAGCUGCACAAUCACCUUCAACCGACAAGGGAAGCCCUCUAGAAACCAAUUCUUCACCCAAUGCUGUUGAAGAUAAUAACAAGAAUAAUAUAGAAGCCUUAGUUGCACAAUCACCUUCAACCGACAAGGGAAGUCCCCAGAAAACAAUAAAGAUAAGAAAAGAAAAGUUAAUGCUUCCAUUAAUGGCGAUGCUAAUUUAUCAAAACGUGGAAAAAAGAAGUUGUCAUCCUCUUAAUAAGUGUUUAGUAACAGCCAUAUAUGUUGGAGUUGUCGACUACUUCAGUAUUAAUGGGUAA
Molecule: messenger RNA, 575 nt
Organism: Pistacia vera
Lineage: Eukaryota; Viridiplantae; Streptophyta; Magnoliopsida; Sapindales; Anacardiaceae
Exons: 2
Coding region: 102-575 (157 amino acids)
Source: RefSeq, a predicted model, not a curated record